ACACACUGGUGAGAAGCCGUACAAGUGUGAUGUAUGUAAAAUGCGUUUUACUCAGAAGAGUGAUCUUGUCAAGCACAUGAGGACACACACUGGUGAAAAGCCGUACAAGUGUGAUGUAUGUAAACUGCGUUUUACUCAGAAACACAAUCUAGUCGCUCACGUCAGGACACACACUGGUGAAAAGCCGUUCACGUGUGAUGUGUGUAAGACAUCCUUUAGGUUUCAAUCAAAUCUCAAUAAACAUAAAAGAAUUUGUUUUCCUAUGUUGUUUGUUCAUUGUUUCAUGAGUAAAAACGGGGGUCUGAAAGAAGAGGACGACCCGCUGGGGCUGGUGGUGGCGGCGUGCUUCUCGGUGCAGGACAAGCAGUGCCCAGCGGAGGACGCGGCGAGCAUUGGGUGCGGACCUGCGGAUACUGAGGUGCAGGAAGAGCAGCGCGACCAAGAUGAAGAAGUGGCGUCUCCUCCCGGCGGUGCUUCUAAGUCGGGUGGUUCGGCCGUCCCUCGUGCCGUCCGGUAUAGAACCCGCGACGCUCAGCCGGUGCAGGACAAACAGGACGACCAGAAGGCCUCGCGGGUGCUGCGGAAGAAGCAGCUCGGCAGGAAGAGCACCGGCAGCAGGACCGGAACGACCGGAAGUAAAACCAAGGUCAUUGGCGCUCUGCAGACGAACUCGCGCGGGAGCACCGGUGGGGCCUUUAAAUGCGAUGUCUGUGCGAAUAGUUUUGCACGAGCGUAUAAUCUUAAGCUGCAUAAAAUGUAUCACACUGGGGAAAAGCCACAUGGCUGUGACCUCUGUCCGAUCCGUUUUACUCAGAAGGGUGAUCUUAUCAAGCACGUGAGGAUACAUACUGGCGAAAAGCCGUACAAGUGUGACGUAUGUAAAAUGCGUUUCACUGAUAACAGCAAUCUUGUCAAGCACAUGAGGACACACACUGGUGAAAAGCCUUACAAGUGCGACGUAUGUAAAAUGCGUUUUUCUCAGAAGUCGAGUCUUGUCGCUCACAUGAAAACACACACCGGUGAAAAGCCUUACAAGUGCGAUGUAUGUAAAAUACGUUUUACUGAGAAAAGCACUCUUGUCAAGCACGUGAGGACACACACUGGUGAAAAGCCUUACAAGUGCGACGUAUGUAAAUUGCGUUUUUCUCAGAAGUGUAGUCUUGUCCGUCAUAUAAGAACGCACACUAGGGGAAAAGCCAUACACGUGUGACAUGUGUAAGAAUGCCUUUAGGUUUCUAUCAACAUUCAAUAAACACAAAACAAUUUGUAGCUAACUUCAUUUCUUUUUGAUAUCUUGAACCUUCUAAUCCAGUUAAAUCCGUUUUUUAAUAACGAUUGUUCUCAAUUUAUAUUUGUUUGUUCAUAUUAUUAAGAAUAAAAACGGAGGCUUACAGAAUUCAUCAUUUCGACGACACGUCAAUUUUGUUACUUGCUCGUGCAGGCCGGUUAUGUAGCGGUCCUUGCAAGUCGAAUACUUAAUUUUUGUUACCAGAUCUGGCAGAUUUUUUUUAGCAAUUAUUGU
Messenger RNA from Frankliniella occidentalis (western flower thrips), 1522 nucleotides. Its product is annotated as zinc finger protein 271-like. Gene Ontology annotation, biological process: regulation of transcription by RNA polymerase II. The transcript is spliced from 3 exons. The record is from RefSeq and is a predicted model, not a curated record. Lineage: Eukaryota; Metazoa; Arthropoda; Insecta; Thysanoptera; Thripidae. The coding region runs from base 41 to 1210 and encodes 389 amino acids. Gene Ontology annotation, molecular function: RNA polymerase II cis-regulatory region sequence-specific DNA binding; DNA-binding transcription factor activity.